Messenger RNA from Penicillium samsonianum, 234 nucleotides. RefSeq lists its product as uncharacterized. The record is from RefSeq and is a predicted model, not a curated record. Bases 1 to 234 code for a protein of 77 amino acids. The transcript is spliced from 2 exons. Lineage: Eukaryota; Fungi; Ascomycota; Eurotiomycetes; Eurotiales; Aspergillaceae.
AUGGUCCCCAACAAUGAACGAAUUCAACUGAUCCGGAUGUCACAACAGGCGGCUAUCCGGAAACCUGAGGAUGAUUGGACCGGGAUGCGACAGCAGACCCAAAGCACAGAGGACAAGGCACAGCUCCACAGCAACAAAGCCAUUGUUGUACCACCGAGCUCCACUCCUAUUCUGAUCGACCGAGAUGAAACGGGGUUCACAUGCACAAUCGCACCCCCCAUGCGAACUCAAUGA